GCUGCAACUUCCCGUCUUUCUCUCCUCUCCAAGCAUUCCAGUCCUGCUCACCUCAGCAAGGAGAGGGGGAGGGGGAUCUUAGAUACCUAUGGCCAUGGCUUCUUCAAUGUCUGAUAACCGAUUUGUAAUGGGGUACCCCUCCAUGAAUAACGACGGUAAUAAGUAUUCACAAGCACCACCACCACCAGUACCGGGGUACGUCCUGCAGGGAGCUUAUCCUCCUCCUCCUCCUCCACAGCCCCCGUAUUUUGGCUACCCCGGCGCCCCCACCGAAUCUAAAAAGCAGGUUUCUCCAUCUUUCAACGUGUGGUACAACUCGAGGAAUUACGGGCCAUCGGGUUGGGCCCUCCCUGAAGACGACAGUAGCAAAAGAUUUGGCCGAGUGAUGCUGGUGACCAUGGUGACUUUGAUUGUUAGCAUGUGCAUGGUAAGCUUGGUGAUUUGGUUCCUAUUCGGUACACAAAUCCCAGAGUUCGAUGUUUCAUCGCUCGCUGUAUCCAAUCUCAAUGGAAACGAUUCCGUAAUUACGGCCAAUUGGGAUGUUAACAUUACUGUCUUCAAACCUGACACCGAUCUCAGAGUUGAUUUUGAUUCCGUCAAGGCUUCCAUCUUCUACAAGAAUUAUCCCUUGGCUGCCGCUGCCGUUGAGCCUUUUUAUUCGCACGGGAAUCGUCUCCUUAGUCUUCAAAUUAGAAUGGAUAAUGCCACGGCCCCCGGCAAACCUUUUCUAGCUGGAGAAAUCAUUGAAAAUAAAAACGGAGGUAUGUUGUUUGUUAGCGUGAGGUUGAGAAUGGAGGCUAAAUUUCAAUCCGGCUCCGUUUGGAGGAAGGAAACCUUAAGAGUGUUUUGUGAAGAUCUAAAGAUCAACUUUUCACCCGCCGGAGGAGAUGGGACGUUAGCAGAAGAUUCGCAGACGGAAUGUCUAAUAUUUACUUGAUUUUUGGUACUUAUUGGAGGUAUGAUGACGACCAAAAAUUUGAAUGGUGCCUCUGCACCUUGCUUUCUUGCCUAGCUUGCUGCCGGCAAUCUUUCCGGAUGUGAGUGGCGGAGGCGAAGAGGCCUACAUUUGCCGGUGGUUAAGUAAUCAUCUAGUAGUGGUCCUAGUGAAAUUUUGUAAAGAUUAUUGGAUAUGACAUAAAUCGUUCGGAAUUGUAAAAAUCAGGUAUGAUUUUCUUUUUAUCCAACCGAACCAUAGACAAUGGUUUUUCAUGUACAAAGUUCUUUAUCAAUCGCUUGUAUAGUUCGUAUGUGUAACUCCCCUUGUUUUUUUUUUCGAUUCUGGGUCAAAAUGAA
This is a messenger RNA of Coffea eugenioides, 1293 nucleotides long. RefSeq lists its product as uncharacterized. The transcript is spliced from 3 exons. Lineage: Eukaryota; Viridiplantae; Streptophyta; Magnoliopsida; Gentianales; Rubiaceae. The coding region runs from base 89 to 937 and encodes 282 amino acids. The record is from RefSeq and is a predicted model, not a curated record. Gene Ontology annotation, cellular component: plasma membrane.